Messenger RNA from Eucalyptus grandis, 1213 nucleotides. RefSeq names its product cytochrome P450 71AP13-like. The transcript is spliced from 2 exons. The coding region runs from base 241 to 1134 and encodes 297 amino acids. Lineage: Eukaryota; Viridiplantae; Streptophyta; Magnoliopsida; Myrtales; Myrtaceae. The record is from RefSeq and is a predicted model, not a curated record. Gene Ontology annotation, molecular function: oxidoreductase activity, acting on paired donors, with incorporation or reduction of molecular oxygen; iron ion binding; heme binding.
UGGAGGCAUAUAAGAAAAAUCUGCGUACUUGAACUGCUUAGUGCAAAACGGGUUCAGUCAUACAGUCAUGUCAGGGUAGAAGAAGUUGCUCGGUUAGUUGACCGGAUUACAGAGUCUUAUCCAGGCACCACAAAUCUAACUAAGCUGCUUGGUUUAUAUGCAAAUGAUGUUCUCUGUGGGGUAGCUUUUGGGAGGAAUUUUUCGGCAGGAGGGGACUACGACAGGCAUGGGUUUCAAAAGAUGAUGGAGGACAUUCGGGAGUUGCUCGGAGGAUUCAGUAUAGGAGAUUUCUUUCCUUCAAUGGAAUUCAUCCAUAGCCUGACCGGGAUGAAAUCCAGACUUGAGCACACGUUUCGGCGCUUUGAUGAUCUUUUCAAUGUGAUACUGAGAGAGCAUCAGGAAGAAAAUAAAGCUACGGAGCUGCACAAGUAUCUUGUGGAUGUUUUACUUGAUAUACAGAAGAACGGUUGUGGUGAAAUGCCUCUCACCAGGGACAAUGUUAAAGCCAUCAUCCUGGAUAUGUUUGCAGCAGGAACUGAUACAACAUUCAUAACCCUUGAUUGGGGAAUGACAGAACUUGUCAUCAAUCAAAAAGCCAUGGAAAGAGCACAAGCCGAAGUACGAAGCGUCCUUGGAGAGAGAAAAUCCGUGCAAGAAACUGACCUACCUCAUCUGCCAUACUUGAAGGCUGUCAUUAAGGAGAUAUUCCGGUUGCACCCUCCUGCUCCAGUGUUAGGCCCCAGAGAAUCUAUGGAGGACGUAACCAUUGAUGGGUACUCCAUCCCAGCAAAAACCCGUUUCUUCGUCAAUGCUUGGUCAAUUGGGCGGGACCCAGAAUCCUGGGUCGAUCCACAAUCGUUUCGACCGGAAAGAUUCCUUAAUGAAAAUAGCAACAUUGACUUCAAAGGGCAGGAUUUUGAGCUGAUACCCUUCGGUGCUGGUAGGAGGAGCUGCCCGGCUAUUGCAUUUGGAACUGCCAGUGUUGAGCUUGCUUUAGCUCAACUUCUUCACAGUUUCGAUUGGGAGCUUCAUCAUGGGACCCAGCCUAAGGAUUUGGAUAUGACCGAAGUUUUUGGCAUCACAAUGCACAGAAUUGCCAACCUCACGGUUGUAGCCAAACCCCACUUCUCCUAGACGACAGCAGAGACGAGCGAACAAGCUGGCUAAAAAUCUUCUCUCCGACUUAGUAAUCAAUCACCUUUUGCUUGUUACU